ACAUGCAUGUUCCAACUUGGUAUCUUUCAUUUGCUGUUGACUCUCUAAUGCCGAUUAGAUUAAUGCUGAUAAAUAAUUAUUAGGUUGUUGACACUUUGCAAGAUGCCCCACAGUAUCUCCAGCUCUCACUUUCGUGAGGUUCCUUAUGAUAUUUCCUUCUCCGGGUCUGGAUUCCUGGCUACCUACCAGUUCGGGGUUGUUCUGUGCUUCCUGAAGCACACACCCUGGAUCCUCCAAGCGGCCCCCCACAUCCUCGGUGCAUCUGCCGGAUCCGUGGUAGCAGCUGCGGUUGUCUGUAAAAUCAACCCAGCUACCAUUCGGGAUGAGAUCAUCCUUUUUGUCAAACAGGUGAUGGCUGCCCCACUUGGACCACUGAACCCUUCAGUCAAUGUUUUCAAGUGGUUGGAAAAUGUUUUGCGCAAGCACCUUCCUUCGGAUGCACACCAUUUUGCAAGUGGCCGCCUUGGUGUUGCUGUGACACGACUGUCAGAUGGGAAGCACCUCAUCAUAUCAGAAUUUCAGUCCAAAGAAGAUGUAGUGAAUGCUCUCCUGUGUAGCUGUUUUGUGCCUGGAUAUUGUGGCUUUCUGCCUCCGGCCUUCAACGGAGUGCACUACAUUGAUGGUGGCUUGAGUGGAUUCCAGCCCUUGCUCUCUGAGUCGUCCAACCACACACUAACUGUAUGCCCGUUCUCUGGAGAAGCUGAUAUAUGUCCAGCUGAUCCUCCAUGUGUGAUGGACCUGGUAGCUUCUGGAACAUUUCUUAAGGUCAACAUGGCUAACACCUUCAGAAUCAUCAAUGGUCUUUACCCUGUGACUUUAGAGGCUGCAGAACAAGCCUUCAAUUUUGGCUACAAAGAUGCCAUCAACUUCCUUCAGAGCAAUGAUGUUGCUCUCGCUAAGAUAGGGCAUAGUGUAUCCCACGGGUCCUCAAAUGGUAACUCCACCAGUCCAAAGACGUCCAAAGUAGAGGAGCAGAAGAUGAAAGGAGGGGAACAAACCGAACUGAAAACAUCUUUCAAGGAACACAGAAUCAUGCAAAUGUUCAGCUCCACCGUGCAAGAACCCAGUGAAGAUCCUCUUCACCAUUUUCACUUAAUGAAGAAUGUUCCAAUGAGGAAUGUGACAACUUACCUGAGUAUGUUUGAGUUACCAGUGAGGAUCUUCUCUAAUCUGCUUCUACCUCUCGUGGUGUCAUUCUAUGCUGCGCUCCAAAGUAGAAAAGGACUGAAGAUCCUGCUUAAAGACGUCCCUGAGUUUGUUGUUUGGAAUUGGUAUUUCAUAGGACAUUGUGGGCUUUUCCUCCUGAACAUUGUCAUCUGUAGCCUCAAGAGACUAAUAAUAGACCGGUUAACACAGAUGACCUUGCUGCUGCUCUGGCUAAAGGUUUACACACAGCACAAAGCCAUGUGAGAGGAGCAGGAUUUAUUACUUUCUGAUGUAUUUUUGAGUUCAAAAGAAAUCAGCUGCAGGAACAUUUGAAAAAUGGUAAAUAUUGGUAAGAUUAUGAGAAAGUUGGGGCUAUAGUCGUGUCAGAAGCAGAAAGUAGCUGAACACACUUAUAACCUAACCCUAAUCCAAAGCCUAACCCCAUCUCUGAUCCACUAAAACCACAUUUAUUACAAAGUAUAAAAUGUUGACGCUUAUGAAUGUCAGGCUACUGUGGCCUCACAGUCUCUUACUCUUAUGGAGUCACAGGGAAAUACCGAGCUACAUUCUGCUUUUAUUGUUUGUUUCUGUUUUGUCUGUUUUAUUGGGUGUUUUUCACAUUUACAGAGAAGCUAUGGAGGAAAAGUGCCUCAGGUCUCUGAUGACAAAUACCAGGAAUGGGUGUUCCUUGUAAAACACUUUCUUUGAAUUCAGUGUGUUGUUCACAUUUUUAUUGCUUGCUUUAUCCUGUGACUUUAUCAACCUUUUCAACAUUUUUUUUUUUCAAAUUUUUGAUUAAUGCUGGUAAGUUUUGCAAUAAAUGUGUUUGGAGUUUUAGUUAGUUUUUUUUUUUUAAUACACUGACAUGUUGCUUGAAUAGAUAAGAAAAUACCACUUGUCAAAGUUAAGUCACUUAAGCAGUAUUAUUUCCAAUAAACUAAUACAUACAUUUCA
Molecule: messenger RNA, 2100 nt
Organism: Poecilia reticulata (guppy)
Lineage: Eukaryota; Metazoa; Chordata; Actinopteri; Cyprinodontiformes; Poeciliidae
Gene: pnpla1
Product: patatin-like phospholipase domain containing 1
Biological process (GO): lipid homeostasis; triglyceride catabolic process
Cellular component (GO): membrane; lipid droplet; cytoplasm
Molecular function (GO): triacylglycerol lipase activity
Source: RefSeq, a predicted model, not a curated record